Cyprinodon tularosa is the source of this 3811-nucleotide messenger RNA. RefSeq names its product gamma-aminobutyric acid receptor subunit beta-2-like. Gene Ontology annotation, molecular function: neurotransmitter receptor activity; GABA-A receptor activity; extracellular ligand-gated monoatomic ion channel activity. The record is from RefSeq and is a predicted model, not a curated record. Gene Ontology annotation, biological process: chemical synaptic transmission; monoatomic ion transmembrane transport; nervous system process. Lineage: Eukaryota; Metazoa; Chordata; Actinopteri; Cyprinodontiformes; Cyprinodontidae. The transcript has 10 exons. Bases 330 to 1907 code for a protein of 525 amino acids. Gene Ontology annotation, cellular component: membrane; GABA-A receptor complex; synapse.
CGAAUGGAAAGACCCCCCCACCCACAAUACCUUACUAUUCUCCUAAACUUUCCUUCGGCGUCCCCUCUCCUUUUUUCUUGAAAACUUUAACCCACACUUAGCACGUAUGGGGAGACCCCUUUUUCUUUCUGGGUAACACGGACACAGGAUUCUUCUUUUAAUUAAUCCUUAUCUGGAUCUACCGCUGGCAUCAACAGCAGCACCACUGCUGCCUCUUGAUGUUGUGAUCGCUAAUGCGCAUGCGCCCGGAAUUGGAAUUACUGCACUGGCGAGAACAACUUAGACCUCGUCAAGUCUUCAAAAAAAUAAGAAAAUAGCAUAAUUGAAGAAUGGAAGCCUUUGUGGUAAGAGGGACGAGCACGACGUGUUUCUUGUUGAUCUUUUUUAUGGCAGCUUUGAUGCGCGCUCAAAGUGGCAGUGUCAACGACCCUAGCAAUAUGCCUUUGGUCAAAGAAACUGUGGACAGACUGUUAAAGGGUUAUGAUAUACGACUGAGACCAGAUUUUGGAGGUCCUCCAGUUGGAGUGGGAAUGAAUAUAGACAUAGCCAGCAUAGAUAUGGUAUCCGAAGUCAACAUGGACUACACAUUGACAAUGUACUUCCAGCAAGCCUGGCGAGACAAGCGACUGUCCUACUCCGAGAUUCCACUCAAUCUGACUUUAGAUAACAGGGUGGCAGACCAGCUCUGGGUCCCUGACACCUACUUCCUCAAUGACAAGAAGUCAUUUGUUCAUGGUGUCACUGUGAAAAAUCGAAUGAUCCGACUGCAUCCGGAUGGCACUGUUUUGUACGGUCUAAGGAUUACUACUACAGCUGCUUGUAUGAUGGACCUACGGAGGUAUCCUCUGGAUGAGCAAAACUGCACACUUGAGAUAGAGAGUUAUGGUUACACCACUGAUGAUAUUGAGUUUUACUGGCGAGGAGGACAUAAUGCUGUGACAGGGGUGGACAAGAUUGAACUUCCCCAAUUUUCCAUUGUGGAUCAUAAGCUCAUCUCCAAGAAUGUUGUCUUCUCUACAGGUUCCUAUCCACGUCUUUCCCUGAGUUUCAAGCUAAAGAGGAAUAUUGGAUAUUUUAUCCUGCAGACAUACAUGCCUUCUAUCCUCAUCACCAUCUUGUCUUGGGUCUCUUUCUGGAUCAACUAUGAUGCCUCUGCUGCUAGAGUGGCCCUGGGUAUUACCACGGUGCUCACCAUGACAACGAUUAACACCCACCUGAGAGAGACGCUUCCCAAAAUCCCUUAUGUCAAGGCCAUUGACAUGUACCUCAUGGGCUGCUUUGUGUUUGUCUUCAUGGCUCUGCUGGAGUAUGCACUGGUGAACUACAUCUUCUUUGGCCAGGGUCCUCAGCGUCAGAAAAAAGCAGCUGAGAAAACAGCAACAGCAAACAAUGAAAAGAUGAGGAUAGAUGCAAAUAAGUGGCUUGUGGGAAAUGUAGUUGGCAGAGAUGAUACCCUUUACGCAAGAAUGAAACAGAGAGACCUAGCUGGCCAUGAUUCAAUAUGGGAGCCAAUCUUUAUGGAUGAUGCUGCACUUGGACUUGGUGAUCAAAAAAACAAGAUGGACUCACAUGAAAACAUCCUCUUGGGUACCUUGGAUAUCAAGAACGACAUGGGUGUCACAGAGCUGGCUCUAGGUCUCAAUGAUCCACGGAAUACCAUGUUAACAUAUGACAGCUCAAAUCUGCAAUAUCGCAAAUCAGGGCUGGCAAGACACAACUUUGGGCGAAAUGCUCUGGAUCGCCACAUGACUCAAAAGAAAAGCCGACUACGGAGGCGGGCCUCUCAGCUGAAAGUAAACAUUCCAGAUUUGACUGAUGUAAACUCUAUUGACAAAUGGUCACGGAUGAUCUUCCCUACGGUUUUUUCCUUCUUUAACAUUAUUUACUGGCUUUACUAUGUCAAUUAAACACAAAUCAUAAAAGUAAAAGCAAGUGCAGCUAAAUCAAAAAAAGAAUUUAUUGUAUGUGUUUGAGUGACUUUAUAUAUAUUUUCUUUUUAAAGCUGGAUGAAACUGCUGUGUUCAAGACUAGAUCCAUAAUUUUUUGGAACACAAUCUUUGCUGGGUAACACAAAACAACCUUAUGUAUAAGAGAUUACAGACUUAUAAGGUGCCUGUUCCUAAAUAUUUGUUUAAAGUGUUACAUGCUUUUGUUUUAUUCUGUAUUGUGAUGUUUAGGUUUGUUUGCCUUUUUGUUAAUUUAUUAUGCUCAUUCAAACUUUAUAUUCAUCAGUCAAUUAGAUAUAAACUGAGAUAAAACAACUUCAAAGUUAUGUUGACGAAAGCUAUGUUAUCACCACAGGUCAACAGGGUUUUCUCACCAUAAUCAUUUCAAAGACUACACAAUACCACUAAUCCAUCAAACUGCAUGAAAUUGCUUAAAGAAGUUCACAGAAAAUACUUAAGAUUCACCAUUUCUUGUAUGAUAAAAGGUGAAUUUUAUAAAACCAAUGUUUUUUAAAACUUUUUCUAGUGUGUGAAAUUGGUGGUAUUACAUCAUUGUAUUUUUCAGACAUCUUUGUCAGUUGGACUUCUUCUUCUGUAAAAUCACAAAAAGAAGAGAAAACUACCACAAAACCAAAAUUUCUGUUUGAUCUGCUGCAAAUCAAAAUCCAGACAGAGUUGAGGAAAAAAAAUUGACAAAAUAGUAUAAAAUAUCAAGGUUUUGUAAGUAGAUUAACUGGCUAAAGCCGAACAUGGUUAUCAGACAUUACCUAAAAGAACAUAAAAGAUCUUAAAAAUGUAAAAUAGUUCAACAUUUUUUGUAUCUGCUUUCAUAUAUUGCAGGUCCAUAUAUUAUAUACAUCCAUUACAUAUAGAGGAAAAUGUACAAAUUUUUUAUUUCUACUAAUAUUAACCCUAAGUAUGGCUUUAAGAUAAUCUGAACCCACAAUGUAUUAGCUCAGAAAAUUUUUAUUUUUAAAAAAUAUUGACAAUUCAAUUUAUGCCGUUACACCCUAUAAUAAGACCAAUCAACACAGCUGCAAAUGUUUUUUGUUUUUAUUUGGCCUUACUGUAGUCUCUCAGUCUUGUCAGAAGGCUAUACAUUCAUGGGGAAGACUGUGGGUUUGUAAGAUGUCCAGAAAACAGUCACUGAGACCAGAGUAGAGAUUGUAAAGCCACCAAAGUUUAUGCUAAAGAAACUAAUAGGUAACAGAGUGUCGUAUUCAAGCAUUAUCACAGAAAAUUUAAAGGAAAAAGGGUGGUGGGAAAAGGGGUACAAGCAAAAGGAGAACUUGAUUUAAUCAAUUAGAAAAUUAGUGGAAGCUAAACAAGGCCCUUACUGAGGUCAACUUAACCACAUCAAGAUCCACAUUACUCAUACACAUGGGACAAGUGUCUUACUUGGGGCUUGUGGGGAAGAACUGUAGCUCAGGGGUCCUAAAUGAACUUUUCUGUAAAUCACUAGAAGCCACGCAUUUUCCCCUUAGCUAUCCCUUUUCUAUUAAUUUAUGUUAUAUUCUAAUUUUCUAAAACUCUAAAUUUUGGAUGUCCAUUAUUAUUUAACGUAGCAUAAUUUUCCUGAAGAAUUACGGGCUACGUUCACACUGCAGCCUGAAAUGACCCAAAUUCUGCUUUGUAAGCAAUUUGUGACCUGUAUUUCAUAUUUUCAUGACAAUCUGAAGAAAACAGAUCUGAUUUUUUCAAAUUCCAGCUGCGUCGAAAUAGUUAGGUGGCAUUCAUCUGACCUGAACAUCAUUAAUACUUGACAAAGAUCACUGUUCUGCUUGUUGCUAUGCAGAUGCGUCAAAAAAAAAACAGCAACCAUGGUAUACGAUGAUGUGAAGACCAGUCAUUCUUUUCGACCUUCU